GUUUAAGCGUAUGCUGCCUAUUAAUACGAUGCCGUUUUGUGGAUGCCCGACACGCAAGCCAUCAUUUCAUUACUAACUAACUAAAGAAGUAAAAAUCCCUGUCUUUUUUAUUUUCAUUUUCUCCGAUAGAACUUACACGAUGGCGAAGAGGAUACACCUGACGGAACUAGGCUGCAUCGCGUGCGAGGAGCUCACCGAGCUCGGCGCGGGAAAAGAAGGGUGGCUUGUGAACAAUCCAAACCUCCUCUCCGCGCUCGAUUCCCACUCUGUAGCCCUCGCCAAUCGAUUCCUCAUCCUGAUCGUGAAUUGGGCUGAUCCCGAUUCCCCUCGCGUCAAGAUCAGACCCGAUCUGUCUCCCAUCGAGGCGGAAUCGAUCACGUCGAUCGAGUGGUUAGUGUUCGACGACGUCAGAGUCGUCGUCGCCGGUACCUCCUGUGGAUAUCUCCUGGUUUACUCUAUCGCCGGUGAUCUGAUUCAUAAGCAGUUGGUGCAUCCGAGCCGUGUAUUGAAGCUAAGAGUACGUGGAACUAAGAAAGAUUUGAUGCAAGAGACAUCCUCUGAGGAGAUCAGCAUCGUGUUGCCUGGCAUUAUUGCUCGCUUUGACGGCUCUAACAUUCAGAGUAUGCUUCAGAAAUGGUUUCAAGAAAAAAAUUCAAACUUUUGGGACCAAAAGAGUAAUAAAAAGGGUGAUCCGGGGGAAGAUACGGAGAGUUUGCACCAACGAUUACCUUAUCAGAUAUGGAAUGUUAAUAAGAAUGGUGUGUGCGUUGAUGCUACUAUCACUGGCAUUAUGCCUCCUCCUUUACUGGAACAUCAGUCAAGUCAACGUUAUUACUGUGCAGUGACCAUUGGAGAGGAUGCUGUAAUCUCGGCUUACAGGCUCUCUGAAGAUAGAGGUAGAUCGCUUGUUGGAGCGAUUCUAUCAAAAGUCGUGCCUGCAGCUGCUUCAACCAUUGCUUCUUUUUCAAAACUGAUAUGGAGAAGUAAUGAUCAGUCACCGAAGCGAAAGCCAGAAACCAAGACUCAAUCAUUCGCUCGAGCAUCAUCCUUGACGUGUAUAAAGGACUACCCGAGGAAAGGAGAGAAGCUGACGUUAUCCCCGAGUGGGACAUUAGCUGCUAUAACAGAUUCUCUUGGUCGUAUACUUCUGCUAGACACUCAAGCUCUAGUUGUUGUCCGUCUAUGGAAGGGUUAUCGUGACGCUAGCUGCGUGUUCAUGGAGAUGUUAGCCAAGAAAGAUAAAGGCAAAUCUGUAUUCCACUCAGAGCCGGUGAAAAGCGAUUACUGUCUAUGCUUAGCCAUUCACGCGCCACGCAAAGGCAUCAUCGAGGUGUGGCAGAUGAGGACGGGGCCACGUCUUCUAACGAUUCAGUGUGCGAAAGGUAGCAAACUGUUGCAGCCUGCGUAUAGGUUUGGAUCAAACUCUUCAUCUUCUCCUUACAUUCCUCUUGAAGUCUUCUUACUCAAUGGAGAUUCCGGCCAAGUCUCUAUGCUCAACCGAUCUCUAUCUUAAGUAACCGUUUUGUUUUCAAUAGGUUUCUUCAUUUUUUUUACACUCAAACUUGUUGUGCAUAGCUAAGAGGAGUCUCUAACUGAUUACAAGAGAAAUUGAUCUAUAAUCUGUUUUCUAAUCAACAAGAAGAAAGUUGCAGUGA
Raphanus sativus (radish) is the source of this 1655-nucleotide messenger RNA. RefSeq lists its product as uncharacterized. The record is from RefSeq and is a predicted model, not a curated record. Gene Ontology annotation, biological process: regulation of GTPase activity. Bases 140 to 1513 code for a protein of 457 amino acids. The transcript is spliced from 8 exons. NCBI's taxonomy places the organism in Eukaryota, Viridiplantae, Streptophyta, Magnoliopsida, Brassicales, Brassicaceae.